Colletotrichum graminicola M1.001 is the source of this 1659-nucleotide messenger RNA. RefSeq names its product smr domain-containing protein. Lineage: Eukaryota; Fungi; Ascomycota; Sordariomycetes; Glomerellales; Glomerellaceae. Gene Ontology annotation, molecular function: ubiquitin binding. The record is from RefSeq and is a predicted model, not a curated record. The transcript has 3 exons. Bases 1 to 1659 code for a protein of 552 amino acids.
AUGAAUACAUCAAAAAUCGACGCCUUGGUGGCGGAGUUUCCCCUCCUAGACCCGACUGUUGUCAUCGUUAUUGCGAGUGAGGUGGACCUCGACGAUGCCAAUCAGCUUGGCCAAGUCCGAGGCAUGCUGCAGAGUCUCGCCCAGAAUGUCUUGGACGAGGAAGCAAGCGGCUUCAACGCGAGCGGUGUGCCCGACACCAUCGGUUCUGUUGACGGGGCAGCCGAUGCGCGCGAUGGCUCUACAAGCCCCUCAGAGCGGCUGCAACCCAAAGAUACAGACUCUUCGGGGACUACACUGACGAGCUCGCCUCCCUCUGAGCCUGAUUACGAUGUUCCGCGCAUCAAGACAUUCGACGGGGACUCGGACCAGGAGAAGCUUUUGCAGCUUCAGGACAUGUUUUCCGACCUGAAGCCCCACGACGUCAAGUUUGCUCUCAAGAAGGCUCAGGGCGACUUCCAGACAGCUCUGGAGACCUUGCUGAACCUCCAGUUUCUCGAGUCUAUUGAUGAGAGACCCAAGGGGGUCGACGGCUUCUUCCAGUCAGAAAACACACAGCCUUCUGGAAAGAAAAAAGGCAAAAGAAAGAAACGGACGGAUUUGCGUUCGGAUCCUUUGUCAAGUUCUAGCAGCAUCAAGGAGGGUUCGCCUAUGAACGACGAUAACGAGAGGGUCAAAAAAAUACUUUUCAUUGUGGAAAAGCUCGACUUGCCGUUCGACGACGUCUCGGACGUUUUCGAUGCACACAAGGGCUCCACGGAACCUACCAUCAUUGAGUUCCUGGACCGCUAUGUCAAGCAAGGCGUUGGCGCAUGGAGCGGCGAAUACGAUUACCGAAAGCAGCGCAUCCAGGAGCUCAAGAAGCAGUACCGGCAUAUUCCCGAGCAAUACCUCGUCCCUCUUGAUGAAGUCACGCGGAGCGACCAACGAUGGACAGAGGAGGUUGCCACCUUGUUGAAUCGCUACUUCGGGAAGUUACCGGCCAGGCGACUAGACAUUAACUACAGGCUUACGCCUCUGGCGAACGCGGAGCUGGAAGGCUCGUCCGAAGGCUGGCAAAGGGCGGCCUCGCCAAAGUUGGCAGUCAUAUCACCAACUGGACGUACGCUCAGCACACCCACUUCCUCAGUCAUGUCACCGACUGGACGUACGUUCAGCACAUCAACUUCUUCCUGCACCAGUCCAUCUACAUCCAUGUCUUAUAGGCAAGCCAUGGACACGGCCGUCAUGUAUCGUGAUGCCAGUAGCCACUCGUACAACACCGCCGGGCAGGUGUACAAGAAGGGGCACCUGUACAGACAGGCAGCAGGAUACUACGCCGAGCGCGGACGCGAAGAAGCGCGCAGUUUUGCCAAGGCCAAGAGUGUGGCCGCCGACAUACAUGUUGCGAGCACCGGCUCUGCCACUGAGAUCGACCUCCAUGGUGUCGAGGUCGCCGACGGCGUGCGAAUCGCAUUGGAACGCGUUUGGGACUGGUGGAACAACCUAGGGGAGUACAGGACGAGGAAGGCCCAGGAGGGCUUUACGAUCGUCACGGGCCGGGGUCUUCAUAGCGCUGGAGGUGUUUCGCGACUGAGACAGGGCGUCAUCGCCGCCCUUGUCAACGAUGGAUGGAAGGUUUCGGUGGAGACUGGGAGCUAUCGGGUGACAGGCCGCCGGUGA